AUGUCUUCUCUUCAUCUCGAAUUAAAAGAUGACGAUCCAUGGUUUAUCGAAGAAAGAAUCUUCAAGAUCCUGCUAGACUACCUACAAAAUCCCACGACAUCCUCCGCAACCACAGCCCAAGCGCUAGAUCGACUGUUUCCUGCGAACCGACCUGACGAGGAUCAACCUGCAGGCGAGCCCCGCGAGGACCCAGGAAGUUUUCUCUGGCACUUCUGGGGCGUGGUUCAUAAUGUGGCCCAGCAGAUCCCCUACACUGCUCCUGAGCAGGACAGACUCGCAGAGCUGAUAAAAGCCUUAAAAGAUCUACCUUCCCAGACAAAAACUGUCUACAUGGCGUCAUGGGAUCAGACCUUUGACUUGUGGGGAGAUUUGCCGAUGCUAGGUCCAACGUUCAGGGAAAUAUAUGAUCGUAUGGUAUCUCUGACUGAUGAGGAGGAGCGUGGACAUUGGCAGAGCUUGAAUGCUUAUGCUGCUCGCUUGACUAGAGAUGGCUCUGCUGAUUUGAUUCUCUUCGCAAAAUAUGCGAUCAAAGGGAUGUUAGCAGAAGAUUUGGAGCAAGGGCUCGUCGAUGAUUCCCCCAGAUCUAUUCUGAUCAUCGCUCAUCCAGCAUAUGAGACUGUAGAUUGGAAACUUCCUCCCACAACCUCGGGACGGGCCCUGGUGGCUCAGAACAGGCGCGGUGGUCCGUUCAACCUCAACUACGAGAUCCAUGGCACAGGACCCGUGAAGCUAGUUUGGAUUAUGGGCCUAAAUGCCGUCCUGAAAGACUGGAAGCGCCAAACCAAGUACUUCGGCCACCUCAACGGCUCGAAGUACUCCUGUCUGGUGUUCGAUAAUCGCGGGAUUGGCCAAUCCGACAAACCCACCUGCUUCUACUCCACAAGCGAGAUGGCCCGCGAUGCCGUGGAUCUGGUCAGCUCGCUGGGCUGGAUCGACCUGAAAGCUCCCGCGACACGCGCUAUCCACGUCAUCGGCGCCAGCAUGGGCGGCAUGAUCGCCCAGGAGGUCGCGAUGCUCAUCCCGGACCGACUCGCCAGCCUGACGCUCUGCUGUACAGCUCCGCGCCUCGUACGCACAACGCCCUUCUUUGAGAACUUGCAGCAGCGCGCGAGCAUGUUCAUCCCGCGGCAUGUGGACGUGGAGAUCGACCGCAUCGCGGCGACGCUGUUUGCGAGUGAGUUCCUGGUGCAGCCAGAUACGGAGAAUGAGGACCCUGCGUUGAAUUUUCCGACGAAGAGGGAUCGCUUUGCGGCCGGGCAUUUGAGGAAGAAGGCGGAUACGGUGUCGUAUACGCCCAAGGGUUUCUUGUUGCAAGUGACUGCGUGUUAUUUUCACCAUAAGUCUCCGGAGCAGUUGAGGGCAUUGGGGGAUGCGGUGGGCAGAGAGCGGAUUGCUGUUUUGCAUGGGACAGAGGAUCGAAUGCUUACGUUCCGUCAUGGGGAGAUUUUGAAGGAGGAGAUUGGUGAGGGGAUUACAUGGAAGGUUUUUGAAGGCGCCGGGCAUAUGUUGGGGUGGGAGACGGAGCAUGAGCUGAACCGGUCGAUACAGGAAUUGGUGGACCGAUUUAGUUGA
This is a messenger RNA of Aspergillus udagawae, 1572 nucleotides long. RefSeq lists its product as uncharacterized. The coding region runs from base 1 to 1572 and encodes 523 amino acids. The transcript has 4 exons. The record is from RefSeq and is a predicted model, not a curated record. NCBI's taxonomy places the organism in Eukaryota, Fungi, Ascomycota, Eurotiomycetes, Eurotiales, Aspergillaceae.